ACGGCUACAUCUCCUCUCGUUUAAUGCGUCUCUCUGGAGCCUCCCCAGUAGAUGAAGAAGACGGCCUCCCCCUCAUCAUUGCAGCAACGCACCUGGACGGCCUAGUCCUCGCUCUCACACCAAACCAUCACAGUGACAGAUGCUGAUGAGAAGCUCUGGGCCAUGGAGAAGAUCACCAAUAAUGUUGUGGAUGAUCGUUGGGCAAACACUCGUAUCCCGCCUACGAAGAUGGAGAUGACUAGUACUCAAAUUAUUAAAGUGAGGGUUGUGGAUGCGUCGGCGAAGGUGAGGGCUGGAUGGCCUAGUGAUGAUAGAGCAGAUGUGAAGAAUGAUGAGUUGAGAGCGAAGACUCGGGUUGGUGUUGUGCCUACUUGGGUCACUUAUGGAGCACCAGUCCCGAGCCCAGAUAAUAAGCUGUCCAAGGCAAGCAAAACGAUCUUGGCGGUAUCUGAGUGGCACUGAUGAAUUAAUAGGUCCCUGGAUACCUAGUGGAUUUUGUGAAGCGUGAGAAUACGGUUGGGGAGCAAAACGCUCAUAUUGCCAUCACGGGUUCCAAGUGAGGCCGGUCCUGAUCCAACAACCAUAAUCCAUUGCAGAGGUUUACCUCAUCUUCCAUGAUUGUGACACCUCCUGAUUCCC
Hyaloscypha bicolor E is the source of this 639-nucleotide messenger RNA. RefSeq lists its product as uncharacterized. The transcript is spliced from 2 exons. Bases 163 to 462 code for a protein of 99 amino acids. NCBI's taxonomy places the organism in Eukaryota, Fungi, Ascomycota, Leotiomycetes, Helotiales, Hyaloscyphaceae. The record is from RefSeq and is a predicted model, not a curated record.